Messenger RNA from Polyodon spathula (Mississippi paddlefish), 946 nucleotides. Its product is annotated as E3 ubiquitin/ISG15 ligase TRIM25-like. NCBI's taxonomy places the organism in Eukaryota, Metazoa, Chordata, Actinopteri, Acipenseriformes, Polyodontidae. The coding region runs from base 17 to 670 and encodes 217 amino acids. Gene Ontology annotation, molecular function: zinc ion binding. The transcript has 2 exons. The record is from RefSeq and is a predicted model, not a curated record.
UCUCGCGGCAGCAAGAAUGGCUUCAAACUUGUGGUCAGAGGAUCGGUUUAGCUGUCCAGUGUGUCUGGAGCUAUUGAAGGACCCAGUCGCUAUUCCAUGUGGACACAGUUACUGUAUGGGGUGUAUUAAGAACUGCUGGGAUCAGACUGAUCAUACAGGUGUCUACAGCUGCCCCCAGUGCAGAGAGACCUUUACCCCAAGGCCUGUUCUAGGCAGAAACACCAUGCUGGCCGAAGUUGUGGAAGAAUUAAAGAAGACAGGACUCAAUCCUCCUCCUGCUCAACGUUAUGCUGGACCUGGAGAUGUGCCGUGUGAUUUCUGCACUGGGAGAAAGUUCAAAGCUGUGAAAUCCUGUUUGACGUGCCUGGCCUCUUACUGUGAAACACACGUCAAGCCACACUAUGAGGGGGCUGCUUUCAAGAGGCACAAGCUGAUCAAUGCAACUGGAAAUCUGGAGCAGAAGCUUUGUGCUGAACACCAACGAUUAUGUGAGGUCUUCUGUAGAACCGAUCAGACGUGUAUUUGCUUGUUGUGUUCACAAGAUAAACACAAGAGCCACGAUACAGUCUCAGCUGAGAAAGAAAGGACUGGGAAACAGGGUGUAACAGGGGCGUUGUUCCUGGCGUGGCUAUCGUUGAUUGACAGGAGAGACACAGGAGGUUUUUUUUGAUAUAGUGAGCUUCACCCAGUGCUGCCUCUAUGAAGCAGGGCCUCUUUAAUAUAUUGGAACAAUGAUUGCAGCACAGGGAUAAUAAUAUCUUCUUAAUAAACUAAUACAGCACCUUUUAAACAAGACUUUAAUAAUUGUGUUGUGAUACAUAGUAAACAAAACCCAUGCCUUUAAAAGAGACACAUGCGCAUCUAUCUGCACUGGCAGAGCUGCUGUGCCCGUGCCAUGCUGUUCUUGCCAGUCUGCCCACAGUGAGAGGGGUGUUUUUGGGAGGCU